This is a messenger RNA of Colius striatus (speckled mousebird), 1374 nucleotides long. RefSeq names its product F-box protein 47 (gene FBXO47). NCBI's taxonomy places the organism in Eukaryota, Metazoa, Chordata, Aves, Coliiformes, Coliidae. The coding region runs from base 1 to 1374 and encodes 457 amino acids. The record is from RefSeq and is a predicted model, not a curated record. Gene Ontology annotation, molecular function: protein binding. The transcript has 10 exons.
AUGGCAUCCACUGCAGGGACCAGAUACAGCUUGAUUCCUAAACAGAAAUACAAACGUGGCAAGCGGUGCUCCAGACUGCGCUGCAGCAGCUUGGACACAGAUUCCCAGCCCCUGUCCCCACUUGGGUAUUUUCAAACUCUCCCAUUAGAGAUCUUUCAAAUGAUAUUGGUUUAUCUUUCAGUGAAGGAUAUCAGCAUGCUGAGCAUGGUGUCGAAAGCCGUCAGCCACCACCUUAUUAAUUACAUCUCAACCCCAUCAGGAAACCGAAGGCUUAUAUGGCAGGACUUUCAUAACCCUGAGCCACCUGGCAGGAGAGAAGGGUCCUUAAUUUUAGAGCACUACAAAUCUCUAGGCUUAAUGCUGAAGAGAUGUACUCUCUUGUUGCCUACCAAAGACAGACUGAAGUUCAUCCACCGAGUUAUCUCAGAAGUUUCCUGUUUUAAACUGAGUGGUUGUCCAAAUCCUCUGCAAUGUUUAGGAUUACAGUGCUACGGGGUAUUUUUACAGAUCCUAACGUCAGGCUGGGAUGAACUGGAGUGUCACCGCGUUUUUAACUUCCUCUGUGAGCUGAACAACUUACCCCGUGAAGUACAGACAGUUGUCAGCAGCAGACCAGGAAGUGCCUGGAAGCUGGAGCUGAGGAUCAGGUUGUACUGCCGCAGGGUUUUAUUGAACCACUGGAUUUAUCGGAGGGACUGUGCCUUUUGGCUGACUCGGAUUUUAAAGCCUUGGCCCAUGGUGAAUCAAGCCCGCCUGCUGUAUGUCAUCUUUGGGCCAGUGUCCUCUCUUGAUGGACACGUGGCUUGGCAUAAAAUGGUAGAAGGACCAAGUGAUGAGACCAGUCUGAAGGGUCUAGCAGAAGCAAUUAAACUGCUCUAUGAUAGAGAAGCUAGAGAAUGGACAACUGAUGAUGUCAUCAGUCUCGUGGAUGAGCUCUCAGUGGUUCCCCAGAAGUGGAUGAUGGAGAACAAUGCUCGGCUGCUUCAUCUGAGUGGAAAAAACAUUUGCUUUACAUUCAUGUCCAGCAAAGCUGUGAAUGGGAGAACAGCCGAGUUAGCCAAGCUCACAGUCUUCCUGGCUUUGGUCUGUGAGAAGGAUGUGCACUGCAUGGACUGGGCAGUAAAAAUGAUGCAGAAGGUCUGCAAAGCUUUCAUCACUCUAAGGGAGAAGAAGAACUUCCUGCAGUCCGUGGAGAAUGCCUUUGCUCACGUGAUGAUGGACAUGCUGCAGAGAGUGCUGUCAGGGGACCGUGACGAAGAGAACGGCAGCUUUUUUGAGCUGUUUCACUUUAUAAAUGCCCAGACAAACUUCCAUAAAAAAAUCAUGUUCCUGAGCAUCACGAGAAGCAACAGCAGCAGCCACUACAUGCUCUGA